Molecule: messenger RNA, 1995 nt
Organism: Pan troglodytes (chimpanzee)
Lineage: Eukaryota; Metazoa; Chordata; Mammalia; Primates; Hominidae
Product: BOS complex subunit NOMO3
Exons: 15
Coding region: 1-1995 (664 amino acids)
Cellular component (GO): endoplasmic reticulum membrane
Molecular function (GO): carbohydrate binding
Source: RefSeq, a predicted model, not a curated record
AUGCGCCUUAGUUCUCUCCUUUGGGGCUGUGAACGUGGGGUCGAAGAGCGCGUGCGCGGCGGGCGGCGGGCGGCGGGCGGCGGGCGGCGGGCGGCGGGCGGGCGGCGGGCGGCGGGCGGGCGGCGGGCGGGCGGCGGCGGCGGGGCCUGGGCUGUCAGCCGGCCUAGGAGGAGGAAGGAGCCUGCAGCGUGCAGUGUGAGGGGCGGGACCCGGCUGCCGGCGGUUGGUCUAGCUGGGGGAGGUCGGGCCAUGCUGGUGGGCCAGGGCGCGGGGCCGCUGGGGCCCGCGGUGGUCACCGCCGCGGUGGUGCUGCUGCUGAGCGGUGUGGGGCCGGCGCACGGCUCGGAGGACAUCGUGGUGGGCUGCGGUGGCUUCGUCAAGUCGGACGUGGAGAUCAACUACUCGCUCAUCGAGAUAAAGCUGUACACCAAGCAUGGGACUUUGAAAUACCAGACAGACUGUGCCCCUAAUAAUGGUUACUUUAUGAUCCCUUUGUAUGAUAAGGGGGAUUUCAUUCUGAAGAUUGAGCCUCCCCUGGGGUGGAGUUUUGAGCCGACGACCGUGGAACUCCAUGUGGAUGGAGUCAGUGACAUCUGCACAAAGGGCGGAGACAUCAACUUUGUCUUCACUGGGUUCUCUGUGAAUGGCAAGGUCCUCAGCAAAGGGCAGCCCCUGGGUCCUGCGGGAGUUCAGGUGUCUCUGAGAAACACUGGGACCGAAGCAAAGAUCCAGUCCACAGUUACACGGCCUGGCGGAAAGUUUGCAUUUUUUAAAGUUCUGCCUGGAGAUUAUGAAAUCCUCGCAACUCAUCCAACCUGGGCGUUGAAAGAGGCAAGCACCACAGUGCGUGUAACCAACUCCAAUGCCAAUGCGGCCAGUCCCCUCAUAGUUGCUGGCUACAAUGUGUCUGGCUCUGUCCAAAGUGAUGGGGAGCCCAUGAAAGGGGUGAAGUUUCUUCUCUUUUCUUCUUUAGUAACUAAAGAGGAUGUCCUGGGCUGCAAUGUCUCACCAGUGCCUGGUUUCCAGCCCCAAGACGAGAGUCUGGUGUAUUUGUGCUACACGGUCUCCAGAGAAGAUGGCUCGUUCUCUUUCUAUUCCUUGCCAAGUGGGGGCUACACUGUGAUUCCGUUCUAUCGAGGGGAGAGGAUUACCUUUGAUGUGGCGCCUUCCAGACUUGACUUCACAGUGGAGCAUGACAGCCUGAAAAUCGAGCCCGUGUUCCACGUCAUGGGAUUCUCCGUCACCGGGAGGGUCUUGAACGGACCCGAAGGAGAUGGUGUUCCAGAAGCAGUAGUCACCCUGAAUAACCAAAUCAAAGGUGGGCUGACACAGCAGCCCCAGGCUGAUGGCCAGCGCUUUAAAACAAAAGCUGAUGGCUCAUUCCGCCUUGAGAACAUAACCACAGGGACAUACACCAUCCAUGCUCAGAAAGAGCACCUCUACUUUGAAACGGUCACCAUCAAAAUUGCACCGAACACACCUCAGCUGGCUGACAUUAUUGCAACGGGGUUCAGUGUCUGUGGUCAGAUAUCAAUCAUUCGCUUCCCCGACACCGUCAAGCAGAUGAAUAAAUACAAAGUUGUCCUGUCAUCUCAAGACAAGGACAAGUCUUUGGUCACCGUGGAGACAGAUGCUCAUGGAUCAUUUUGUUUUAAAGCAAAACCAGGGACUUACAAAGUGCAGGUGAUGGUUCCUGAGGCAGAAACCAGAGCAGGGCUGACGUUGAAACCCCAGACAUUUCCUCUUACUGUGACCGACAGGCCGGUGAUGGAUGUGGCCUUUGUACAGUUCUUGGCAUCAGUUUCUGGGAAAGUCUCUUGUUUGGACACCUGCGGUGACUUGCUGGUGACUCUACAGUCCCUGAGCCGCCAGGGUGAGAAGCGGAGCCUCCAGCUCUCCGGCAAGGUCAACGCCAUGACUUUCACCUUUGACAACGUGCUCCCUGGAAAAUACAAAAAAAUCAGCUUGGGGCUGCUGGCAGUGGAUAGCUUAUAA